UUUCGAGCUCAAGCUUGAAGACGGCAGGGCUGGAAGGGACGUGAACCUCCGGGUCACCACCCAUUGGCUCCCGUACCUUGUAGCCCCACCCUCCCACUCUCCUUCCUUCCUGCUGCGCCACCCCAAUCCAAACGAUCCGUCUGCUUCAAGUCCAGUUCUAUUGAGUCGGGUCAACGAGGAAGGAGGCCCCAUCCCUGCAGAAGCAGCAAUUAGAGUUCACCCAGGAUGACAACUGUUAAUGAAGACAUGGAGACUCAGGAAGAGAAAUCUCAGCUGUCUGUACCUUCAACUUCCAUAUCCCUGACUGCUACUACCUCAGCUUACCAGUUAGUGUCUGAGCUGCCCACUGAGGAGAGCCAGAAGUUUGACCUUCUGUCAGCACAAGUUUGGUCUGAUGAAGAUAAUGAAGACAUACUGGAGACCCUAAGCAAAGAUGAGCCAAAGGAUGGAGCCCCCCAUGAACGACCAAUCUGGGCCAAUAAAACUGAGUACCUCCUGGCCCAGGUGGGCUUCUCUGUGGGGCUAAGCACCAUCUGGCGCUUUCCUUAUCUGUGUUUUCACAAUGGAGGUGGCAGUUUUAUCAUCAUCUACAUCCUGAUGAUGUUUUUGGUUGGGAUUCCUCUUCUCUUCCUGGAGAUGGCAGCUGGUCAGAGGAUGCGUCAGGGCAGCAUUGGUGUGUGGAAGGUCAUCAGCCCCUGGAUUGGUGGUGUAGGGUAUACAAGCUUCAUGGUGUGCGUCAUCGUGGGCUUGUACUACAGUGUGCUCAUGGCCUGGAAUCUCUUCUAUUUGGUUCAGUCUUUCCAGUCUCCACUACCGUGGUUAUUGUGCCCCCUAUCACAGAACUCCAGUACUGAUUCUGAAUGCUCACGGACCAACCCCACCACAUACUUCUGGUACCGGAAGGUAUUGAAGGCCACAGAUGAAAUCGAGGUAGAUGGGAAACCACUCUUACAUUUGAGUGCUUCUGUCCUUGUGAUCUGGUUAAUCAUCUGCAUCUCCAUGAUCAAAGGGCCAAAGUCCACUGGGAAGAUGCUGUAUAUCUCAGUACUCCUUCCCUACAUCAUCCUUUUCUCUCUUCUUAUCCGGAGUCUCAUGAUGAAAGGCGCAUAUUUUGGGCUCAAGAAUUUAUUGGCUGCCAAGGUACCAGCCCUGUAUUCUGUGGAAGUGUGGCGCCGAACAGGAAACCAGCUCUUUUUGUCCUUGGGCCCCGGCUUCGGCAGCUUCACAGCAAUCAGCUCGUACAUCCCUCGGUCCAAUAACUGUAUCAUUGAUGCCUAUGCUGUGGCUUUUCUCAACUUGCUUGCCUCACUGACUACCACAGUGUUUGUAUUUGCUGUAAUGGGCCACUUGGUCACAGAUAACACCGAAAAAUGUUACUUGAUGAAUGCCAAAAAAGUGAUGGAUCUGAUCAUUGCCCAGGUCCUGCCGCCUGAGGCCUACCCUCCAGACAGUCUGUACUAUGAUCCAAGCUCCAUCUUCCCCAAGUGGCUCAACAACCUCCCUGAACACAUCAAAAACAGAAUCCUACCCAAUUUGACUGAGUGUGACUUAUCUAAGGAAUUGAAUAAGGUUAUGAUCGGUCCAGGUGUGGUCAUUGUGACAUUUAGUGAUAUCAUCUCUUUGUUUUCUGGACCCACCUUCUGGUCCAUCAUUACCUUCCUGUUGCUGGUGAACCUGGGGCUGAGCACUGUGAUAGGAAUCAUACAAGGCAUCAUCACCCCUCUCCAGGAUACUUUCUCUUCCCUCAGGGAGCAUUCAAAGCUGCUCACAGUGGGUGUCUGUGUGCCUAUGUUCCUGGGCAGCCUCCUUUUUGUGAGGCCCUCAGGCAGCUACUAUGUGAACCUGCUGGAUGACUACUGGGUAUCUCUGCCCCUUUUCUUCAUUGUCAUCUUGGAGACCAUUGCCAUGGCCUGGAUCUAUGGGGCCAGGAGGUUCCUUACAGACCUGAGUAUCAUGAUGGGCCGCCCUAUCUCCCCCAUCUAUCGUUGGCUGUGGUGUUUUCUGUCUCCAUUUGUGCUGCUAGUCCUGUUUUUAAGCACCCUGAUUCACCUGUCUGUGAAGGAUAUCACCUACUUGGCAUGGGACUCAAGAAAUUCAAAUGAGGUGACCCGAAUUUAUCCAUCAUGGGCUAAAGCCUUGCUUAUAUUCCUCGUCAUCAUCACCGUCCUGCCUGUCCCUGUCUACUUCUUCUACACCGUCAUCAUUCGGGUGGUUUCUCCUGUCUCCAUGAUCCGCAAUACGGCCAUAAUAACCUUCCAACCUGAAGCUAAGGGGGACUCACCGAAGGUUGGUCCACGGCUUCAGGUGAGGCAAAAAAGACAAAAGAUUAUUAAAAUGGAUAAACCAAAAACAGAGGGAAAACUUUCUGCCCUGUGAAUAAUUCCUAUUGGAAAUAAAGACUUGGUUCAUUUGGCACAACAUCACUCCUUUAUCAAGGUGGAACUCUCUGGUUGGCAACUUGUAUUAGAAGAGGCAAAUGCAGAAAUUGCUAAUGUAACUGGACCCAAAUACCAGUUUUCCUGGACUGGCAAAGUUUUUCUGGCCUGAUAGGAAUUAACAUAGCAGUCAUUCCCUGUAUUUCCCACACUUUCCCUCAUCAGACCUGUAAUAAUGGUGUUCUUGACUUCCGGUAUUUGGUUAAUGGUAAAUGCUGAUACUACUUCUCCUGGGCUACUUUCCUCUUGGAAUUGGUCUGUGUAAGGUUCUGGUCCUUAUGAAAUCAGGGCAAAAAUAAUCCUGGUAAAUUAAUCAGUUCAGUGAAACUUUACUUUCGUCAUAAAGAAAAUCCCAGUUUCCAGUAUUGCCUCCCAUUGACUGUUAAAUUCAAAUGCUAGAACCCCAGGCCCUCUCUUCCUGUUUCUUCCUAUAAGUACACUAGACCAAACAGAGCAGAGUCGCUGAUUAUGGCAAAGCAGUUAACUAUCUGCUCAUUGGUGACCUUGUCAAUAUCUCUUAAAUACCAAGAGGCUUAAAACUUUU
This is a messenger RNA of Odocoileus virginianus texanus, 2979 nucleotides long. Its product is annotated as orphan sodium- and chloride-dependent neurotransmitter transporter NTT5-like. Gene Ontology annotation, cellular component: plasma membrane. Gene Ontology annotation, biological process: sodium ion transmembrane transport. The record is from RefSeq and is a predicted model, not a curated record. NCBI's taxonomy places the organism in Eukaryota, Metazoa, Chordata, Mammalia, Artiodactyla, Cervidae.